Messenger RNA from Exophiala oligosperma, 1551 nucleotides. RefSeq lists its product as uncharacterized. Gene Ontology annotation, molecular function: GTPase activity; GTP binding. Gene Ontology annotation, cellular component: endosome. The transcript is spliced from 2 exons. Gene Ontology annotation, biological process: regulation of endocytosis. The coding region runs from base 18 to 1118 and encodes 366 amino acids. The record is from RefSeq and is a predicted model, not a curated record. NCBI's taxonomy places the organism in Eukaryota, Fungi, Ascomycota, Eurotiomycetes, Chaetothyriales, Herpotrichiellaceae.
AACGCACCACCGCCAUUAUGGCUCGCCCGCGUCGACCGUCCGCAGCGUCGGACAUGAGUUCGAUACCCGAUCAGAAUCAGGAGUUGGGUAGCAUGUACGAUUACCUUGCCAAAAUCGUCCUGCUCGGCCCUUCUGGCACCGGGAAAUCCUGCCUCCUUCACCGUUUCGUCAAGAGCGAAUGGCGCGUCCUCUCCUCGCAGACCAUCGGCGUCGAGUUCUCCUCCAAGAUUGUAAAGUGCGGCACGGCGCCCAACAACAGAAGACGCAUCAAGCUCCAGCUGUGGGACACCGCCGGGACCGAGCGCUUCCGCAGCGUGAGCCGUUCGUACUAUCGCGGCGCCGCGGGUGCGAUCCUGGUCUACGACGUGGCCAGUCUCGCCAGUUUCAACGCCCUACCGACGUUCCUCAGCGACGCCCGCGCCCUGGCGAGUCCGCAAUUGACCGUGAUACUCGCGGCAAACAAGUCCGACCUGGCAGACGCUUCGCGCACACAACCACAGCCCAUGAACGGCGCUGCGGCAUCGUCGACGCAGCUGGUUGGAGCGGCCGGGCAACAACAACAACAACACCAACAAGAUCAACAAACACCCUCCGCCUCUAGCGCCUCGAGUCGGCAAUCCUAUUUCCCCUACGAGUCCGGCGGCACGCCCGGCGGCGGCACACCUAGCGGCACGACACGGUCUCGCGCGGACUCGCUCCUCCUUCACACCUCGAGUAAAUGGACGGCCACGACGUCGACAGAAGGUAGAGAGGUGCCGUCGGACCUGGCGGCCCGCUGGGCCAGCCAAGUGCGGAUCCCCGUCACCAUGGAAGUCAGCGCGUUGACGGGCGAGAACGUCGACGAGCUGUUCAACCGCCUGGCGCGCAUGAUCUUGACCAAGAUCGAGCUCGGCGAGAUCGACCCCGACGACCCGGCCAGCGGUAUCCAGUACGGCGACGGUGGCGGUUGGGACGGAGACGCGAGCGUACGGUCCGGCGUGGCGGGAGACGACGGCAGCACUCUACGAAGACGGCGGAGACGGGGCGCCGGCGGACGAAACGGCAUCCUCACCAAUCUCGGCGAGUGGGAGGACGUAUUCCGGAGACCUCCUUCUAGAGGAGGAGGAAGGUGUUGUUGACACCACACCACCACACACCGACACGGCCCAAUUUCGUGGGGAAAAAAGACGAGACGAUGUGACGACCAGCAUCCCACUACUACGUUCAUUCAGGGGAUUUCCUUCUCAUAGACCUUUUUUUUGUUGAUCUUUUUCUUUUGUGCUUUGUCUUCUUUCGUCACCAUUUUGUUCUGUCCGCUCAACUUUCUAGACGCGGGCGUAAGAACACAGCAAGCGAGCGAAGCGACUUUGUAAAGCCAUGGACAGAGUUGAUCUGAAAUCACCAACCCGGCGUCUCAGUAGGGUCUUGUCAUGUCUGUUUUUUUUUGUGUUGUGUACAGAAGAUUUCAAGGGCACAAUUCAGGCACACCCGUUUUACAACAUGGCGAGCGUGUUUCAAUGUGCUGGUCCACAUGGAGAUGCAGAUAAUGUCUAAUACUAUAGUAAUCUUGCC